UAGAAAAUCGAUCUAUAUAAUCCUUAUGCUUGUAAGGCAAUAUUUAAAUCGAUUUUAAUUUUCCGAAUCGAUUAAAAAUAUCGAAAAUUAUGAUGCAAAAGAUCGAUUUUCGAGAGAUCGAUUUAAAAUCGGCAUCCUAGUUCAAAGUGAUUGUAUUUUGUAACAUAUCGAAGAGACUUCAACGAAUACCGAUAUAUUUCUUUAAUCGACGACGAUGAUUUAUUUCAAUUUUGAUCAUUUAGAGAUUAAUAAGAUUUGAGGUGAAACAUUACUAACAGAUUUGUGAAAGUUUCUUCAAUUUCUUUUCUCUUUCUCUUUAUGUCUCUCUUUGUAGUUUUCUGUCUUUCUUCGUCUUCUUCUCUUUCUGUUUCUCUCUCUCUCUCUCUUUCUCUUUCUCUUUCUCUCUCUCUAUCUAUGUAUGACUGUUUAUCGUUUAAAAUUUUUUAUUUUCUUCUGUCAUUUAAAAUGCUUUCAUUUUUACAGUUGUAAUAUCUUCUGUUUAUUUUAAAAAUAAUUUUUGAAGAGAUGUUAAAAUCUUGAAAGACUAUCACUAUUUAUUUUAAUGAUUUUGUUAAACAAUAAUGUUAUUAAGUUAAUUUUAUUUUCUACAUUAUUAGGGAACAUUAUUACUUAUAAUAUAUGGCAGAAGAUACCGAGAUAUGUGGUGGCUUCUUAGAUGCUAAGUUAUCAGGAACAAGAUGUGUAACGCAAAAAGUGAGAAAAAGAUCUUUAGCGCCAUGGAAAGUUUGGAAAAGACAUUGGUGUACGGUCAAAAAAUUAGGACCAGGUUUAGGAAUAGAAAUACAGUUAGAUUAUGGUAUAAGUAGUGGUGGGAUUUCACAGAAUGAAAAGGACAACUCAAUUGUAGUACCAUAUGAUGCUAUUGUAUAUCGUACUCAAUCAAAAUCUAAACAGUUUGCAUUUGGCAUAUUUUUAAAUAAAGAGAGAAAACCAUUAUUAUAUUUAUCUGGUAACUCUGAAACAGAGACACAGCGUUGGAUGUCAAAUAUUCGUCAAUUAUUAAAGCCAAGAAAACAUAGAUUAAUGGAUGGAUUCUAUAAUAUAUCUAUAGUAGAUAAUGCACAUUCCAGAUUGGCAGGUUUAACUGGCUUAUAUGGAGACUUAGUGGCUAGUCAAAUGGGAGUAUUUAUUAAAGAUAUUCAUUCAGGUGAAAUAAUACAAAAUCUAGAAUGGAAAGAAAUGAAGCAAUUUCAUUUAACUACAGCUGGUCGUCCGGAAGAUGUAAAACGUAUAUGUGUAAUUCAUACCACUAAAGAGUUCCAUGCUGGUGUCGGAGAACUUCAUGUAUUUUGUUUAAAGGCUAGCAAAUUGUUGCAAGAUUUAGUGACUCAGGGCCGUGGUCCAAAGCACAAACAUAUCGAUAAGAGACCAUUAAGUUUAAGCGAAGGUGAUCUUAGAAUAUCAGGACAUUGUGAAGAAGGUACAACAACUUUUCCAGCAUUAAAGAGUAAAAUUGCAUUUAGUCUCAUUAAUGCAGGCCUAGGAUUACUUUUAUCUUCUCGUUCUGGAAAUGAUGUCAAAUCUUUAAACGAUAUGACAAAUGGUCAUAGCCUUGAUAAAGUUAUGAAUGAGAAAAAACCUAUACUCUCCAGAGUUGUAGAUAAUGUUUAUCAACAAAAACCAGCUAGUAUUCCUGAUAUUGUAUCAAGUAUAAAAGACUUAGAUACUUCAUCGCAUAGAAGAGUUUCCAAUGUUUCUGUGGCUUCUGGAGUUUAUGAAGAAAUUAUUGAUAAUACUAAUUGUUCCAGAAUUGUAUCAGUAACUUCAAAUUUUUAUGAAGAUCCAGAAGAACUUAUUUUUAGCUCUCACAAUAUUCAACUGCAACCACCACCACUACCACCUCGACAGCGGUGUGGAUCUGCAUCUACAAGAAAUGGCAGAUCCAUUUUUUAUAGCAUCAGUGAAGAUGGUUUAGAUUCUGAAGGAGAUACUAGAUCUGUUACUCCAAAUGAUAUUACACCACUUUCUGAAGAUAAAAUAAUGCAUUCACAGCAAGCAAUAAUAGAUCAUUCUGAGUAUGUUCCAAUGUCACCUAGACCAAAAGUUAUCACUUCUUAUCAUCUUGAAGUACAAAAUUCUUCACAAGAGGAAAUUUACAUGGUCAUGCAAUAAUAGCAAUAAACAUAAGUUGUCAUCAGUUUAAAGUACGAUUACAUAAAAUUUAUGCAUCAAAUUAUUGCAAAUAUUUAAUAUGAGUGUUAGAAAAUGAUAUUUCAUGGAUAUGUUCUAAACAUUUUUUACAAAUAUAUUUCUUACAAAUAUGUUAACUUUCCAAAAAUAGCUUGAACUUUGUAUCUCUCUGAUAUAUAAUGCAUAACGUUUUCGUGUGAAAGUUUAUAUAUUUUCUAAUUGGAAGCAGGGUAAUUAAAGUAUAAAUAUUUUCAUUUAUAUGUUUGAAGGAUAUAAUCGUAUGUAUUAAAUUUUACCUAUAUACAUUUCUAUUAUAAGCCAUUUUUAAUUAUUAGUUUGGAAUUAUAUAUA
Vespula vulgaris is the source of this 2502-nucleotide messenger RNA. RefSeq lists its product as uncharacterized. The transcript is spliced from 3 exons. Lineage: Eukaryota; Metazoa; Arthropoda; Insecta; Hymenoptera; Vespidae. The record is from RefSeq and is a predicted model, not a curated record. The coding region runs from base 640 to 2133 and encodes 497 amino acids.